AUGAUUUUUAAUGCUCUCAGGAUCCUUAAUUCCACGGUCUAUUUCACCCUCGCGAUCGUUCUUCUCGCCCUUAGCCUUUUAACGCCCGGCGACUUCAUUUAUCAAUGUCAUGUCAACCACAGACUCACGAAUAUAUUUAUUGUUGCUGGUGUAUACGUCCUCACGGUCCUGCUCGGUCUUUUGAUUUACGCAAGCCGUAUAUAUACGAAUCGUACCGCCCUUAGCGGAAUCCCGAAAGCAUGGAUACCGGUCGCGAAAGGCGAGGUGGAUAAAAAGGUUCAGAAGGAAGUGGAGGAAGGUCUUAAUCGGAGUGCGAUUAUUGCGUUUCAGGCUCGGCCUCGCAAUGUCUCGGACGAGAGCAGCGAACCUAUCCAUGAUGCUGAGCUUUCUGUCGCUGCAGAUCGGCCGCCGUGGGGUGCUGUGUCGCAUGCUGGAUGGUCAGCACCGUCGUCCGUCGAUUUCCCGGGGUUAAGAUAUGAGUCAGUCAUCGAAGAGCUCCCGCAUUUAAUUGAAGCCAAAGCCGUUUCUCUCGUUCCUGCAAAGCCUUCGUUGUCAUCGAGGGGGUUUCUUGAUCCUACAAUAACUGGAGAGGAAGACGCCCCCGAUCCGCGGCUGGUGGAGUUAUUACAAAGACCGUCGACAAUGGGCCUGCGUGAAUAUAUUGCUCACCUUACAGGUCUUGGAUUGAUCAAUCCGCCUGAGUUGGGACCUGAAUUCUUGGCGAUCUAUGAGCGAGCUCGAUUCUCAUCUCGCCCGCUAUUUGAGGACGAGUUCCGAGCCCUGAUGGGAAUCUUUGCAGAAAUUUUGCGCGGGAUGAAGGAGUUGGAUUACCGUUACUUACAAGAAAUUGGAGGCUUUGAGUCUCGUGUUGAUAGCGAGUCGUUUAUUGGUCCGUCAGAUGAAGAGGGGGAAACCGAUACGUUGAAUUCGGAGGAAAGUGUUGUUCCUCUACGGCGUGAAAGGAGUACGGAUUCGUCGACAUGGAGCAGUAGUUUCCAUUCCAUGCAUACAGCGCCAAUAGUUCCAGGGAGCGCCUCGCCGACACUCACUCAACCUACGGGACGGUAUGCGAGUGGUGGUCUACAAGAUCCGUGGUCGAAUUCUUUGUCACGCACUCGAUCGAUUGCUUCUCAAAGCUCGGGCAGUGUCAUCCGUCUGACGAGGACGCGAAGCUCGACAGAUCUUCCGUAUGAGAUUGACUUGCCAAGGCUGAAUAAUACAGGCUCUGUAUGA
Molecule: messenger RNA, 1233 nt
Organism: Talaromyces marneffei
Lineage: Eukaryota; Fungi; Ascomycota; Eurotiomycetes; Eurotiales; Trichocomaceae
Exons: 1
Coding region: 1-1233 (410 amino acids)
Source: RefSeq, a predicted model, not a curated record